Nannospalax galili (Upper Galilee mountains blind mole rat) is the source of this 3765-nucleotide messenger RNA. It is a transcript of the gene Zbtb47, whose product is annotated as zinc finger and BTB domain containing 47. Bases 311 to 2452 code for a protein of 713 amino acids. The transcript has 7 exons. Gene Ontology annotation, biological process: regulation of transcription by RNA polymerase II. Gene Ontology annotation, molecular function: DNA-binding transcription factor activity, RNA polymerase II-specific; RNA polymerase II cis-regulatory region sequence-specific DNA binding; protein binding. Gene Ontology annotation, cellular component: nucleus. Lineage: Eukaryota; Metazoa; Chordata; Mammalia; Rodentia; Spalacidae. The record is from RefSeq and is a predicted model, not a curated record.
GCUUCAUGGAGCGGCCGGGGCUCGGCCGCCCGGGGCAGCGCGAUCCUGCGGGGCCCUGUGAGCCCCCAGCGCCGCGGCACGAUGCAGGAAUUGGUCCCAGGGGGUGAAUCAGAGUGAGUCAGAAGAAGGAGAAGGGCGGAGCUCAGUGCCACGUCCCAGCUCUACUGGCCAGCAGCCCUGGGACAGACUCCUGAGUGGUGCAGAGAACUCAAGGAAGGUGAAGCACAGAUUGCUGGUUGAAAAGACAACCGACUCCCCGGCGGCAGAGUUCUCGCUGGUGGAGGACGUGGCCCUGCACUUUGCCUGCUUGAUGGGCCGCCUGAAUGAGCAGCGCCUCUUCCAGCCAGACCUGUGUGACGUGGACCUGGUCCUGGUGCCCCAGCGCAGCGUGUUUCCUGCACACAAGGGCGUGCUGGCUGCCUACAGCCAGUUCUUCCACUCGCUCUUCACACAGAACAAGCAGCUGCAGCGCGUCGAGCUCUCCCUCGAGGCGCUGGCACCCGGAGGCCUGCAGCAGAUCCUCAACUUCAUCUAUACGUCCAAGCUACUGGUGAACGCGACCAACGUGCACGAGGUCCUCAGUGCCGCCUCCCUCCUGCAGAUGGCUGACAUUGCUGCCUCCUGCCAGGAGCUGCUGGAUGCCCGCUCCUUGGCACCCCCGGGCCCCGUGGCCCUGGCCCAGCCAGCCACCAGCUGUGCCCCAGUACCUGCAGCGCCCUACUACUGCGACAUCAAGCAGGAGGCAGAUGCUCCGGGCCUGCCCAAGAUCUAUGCCCGUGAGGGCCCUGACCCCUACUCUGUGCGUGUGGAGGAUGGGGCAGGGACUGCUGAAGAUGCAGGCCCUGCCACCCCUGGGCAAGUGCAGCCACUCUUCAAGGAGGAGAAGGAAGGGGCACCUGAGGAGGCAGGGGUCCCUGGUGGCCUGUGCAAGCUGGAGGGUGGAGAGGGGCUGGAGCCGGAACUGGGUGCCUCAGGUACCUAUGGGCGCCAGGAGCAAUCACAGAUCAUUGUGGAGGUGAACCUCAACAACCAGACUCUGCAUGUGUCCACUGGGCCCGAGGGCAAGCCUGGAUCUGGGGCCAGUCCAGCCACCAUGGUACUAGGCCAGGAGGAUGGGCUACAGGGACACUCAGAUGAUGAGGAGGAGGAGGAAGAGGAAGAGGAGGAAGAGGAGGGAGGAGGGAGUAGAGGCAGAGAGGAGGAAGAAGAGGAGGAGGAAGAAGAAGAAGAGGGAGGUAGCCAGGGAGAGGAGGAAGAUGAGGAGGAAGGACCCAGCGAACAGGAGGAUGAGGAUGAGGAGGAUGGGCCCAGUGAGCAGGAUGCAGAGAGCUCAGAGACAGGUGAAGCUGAGGGCAGGCAGGGCCCUGCAGGUCCUGGGGGGCACCAGGGCAGCCAGGUGGACCCUCCUUUGCACAGCCGCAUGGCCACACGGUCCCGUGGGGAGAACGCCCGGCAACGAGUCACCCCUGAGCCUGAGGAGGUAGGGCGUCGAGGUGGAAAGAGGCCCAAGGCCUCUGGAGCGGCUCCAGCACCCCAGGCCCCUGAUGGGCUAGGGGCCAAGGUGAAGCUGGAGGAGAAACAGCACCACCCAUGCCAGAAGUGCCCUCGGGUCUUCAACAACCGCUGGUACCUGGAGAAGCACAUGAAUGUGACCCACAGCCGCAUGCAGAUCUGUGGCCAGUGUGGGAAGCGUUUUCUGCUGGAGAGCGAGCUGUUGCUGCAUCGGCAGACAGACUGUGAGCGCAACAUUCAGUGCAUGACCUGUGGCAAAGCCUUCAAGAAGCUCUGGUCCCUGCAUGAGCACAACAAGAUCGUGCACGGCUAUGCAGAGAAGAAGUUCUCCUGCGAGAUCUGUGAGAAGAAGUUCUACACCAUGGCCCAUGUGCGCAAGCACAUGGUUGCCCAUACCAAGGACAUGCCCUUCACCUGCGAGACCUGUGGGAAGUCGUUCAAGCGCAGCAUGUCACUCAAGGUGCACUCUCUGCAGCACUCAGGGGAGAAGCCAUUCCGCUGUGAGAACUGCAAUGAGCGCUUCCAAUACAAGUAUCAGCUGCGGUCCCACAUGAGCAUCCACAUCGGCCAUAAGCAGUUCAUGUGCCAGUGGUGCGGCAAGGACUUCAACAUGAAGCAGUACUUCGACGAACACAUGAAGACCCACACAGGGGAGAAGCCGUACAUCUGUGAGAUCUGCGGGAAGAGCUUCACCAGCCGGCCCAACAUGAAGCGGCACCGGCGCACGCACACAGGCGAGAAGCCCUACCCGUGCGACGUAUGUGGCCAGCGCUUCCGCUUCUCCAACAUGCUGAAGGCACACAAGGAGAAGUGCUUCCGUGUCAGCCACCCGCCACCUGGCGACCCUGCCACCCCUGCCCUGCCCACAGCACACCUGCCGCCCCAGGCUCCGCUCUUCCCUGCUGUGGCUCCUGGCAGUGCCAGACUGGACACCAACUGACCCCCAGUGGGGGCCCUCCUGGCCGGGAACAACAGGGACACAGACUGGGCCUGGGCAGCAGCCUGGUUCCUGCAGGGGUGGCCUAAGGACACACCCCUCACUAUGUGGUGGGGUGCAGGCUGGCAGCCCCCCAUUUGCCACUUCUUGAAGGCGCUACUCCUUAUUUUUGGAAGUAAAGGAAAAGAGAGGGACUGGUUAGCAGCACCCCUCCAGGUGAUGGGUGCUGAGUGCAGCAGAUACAGGGCAGCAGGUGUGGCUUUGAGCCAGGCGGGGCCUGGGUCAACCUCAGUUGUGCAUCCCAACCUCCCUGUGCUCUUAACUUGCUCCCUAGUCUAGGAGGGCUUGGGGGAGAAUUUGGGUGCACCCCUGUUGAAGAGUUGUGGACCCCAAAGGGCUGUGGACAGGGAGAAAGGGCCUGAUACAUGAAUGGCUGGGUGGGAAAUGGCAGGAUGUGAAGACUGUAGACCUCCCUCUGCAUAGUGAGGAGUGGGGCUGGUGGGGGCUGGCCCCCAUGAGUUUUCCUACUAAUAUCCCUGCCAGGCAGGUCCAGGGGUCCCCAGCCUGCACCAGGCUUUUGAAGAGCCCCAGAUUAUGGAGAAGUUACUCCAAGAUGUUGGACCUCAGGGUGCUGGGUGGGUAGAGAAGCUGACUCCUCAGCCCCAGCUUCCAGGGUCCUGGAGGUUGAGACCCCAGAGCAAGUGGUUCAGGGUUUCACGGUGCUAUCUGUGGGGUAGGGGACAAGGCACUGUCCCUUACUAGCCUUCUUGGCUGGACCUCCCCACCAGGACACUUGUGGGUCUAUGUCUGUUCCCCUGAGGCCAGCACGAGGCCUCAUCUCCCAGGCCCAGCCACUGCCUGCCCCUUGCUGGCUCUUGGUCCCUCCAGGACUCUGCACUGGCUGGGGUGCCAUAGUCCUGCCAGGGAGAGAAGCCAGUAUAUUUAGGUCCUUAUAGGGGCUGGGAGCCUAGCCAGUGCCCAAUGCUUGCCCCUGGGAGUCAGGCACUAAUAAUAGGUGGUCCUUUUCUGUUGUCAUUUAAUGUCCUUAUUCCUGCGUUUAAAUGGGAGAAAGGUUCCAUAAGCUAUGUCCCCUAGUUCCGCUCUCCCACUGUUUAUAUGCUUCUGUUUGUUAAACUCCGCACCUUAUACCCCUUCCCUACCACCUUCCCAGCAUGGCUGCACUGGGAAAAGGCCUGUGCCCAAGGAGACUGGCAGAGGGUAUUGAAGCCCUCUGACCUCAGAGGCCCAUGGCGCUGCGCUGGGACAGAGGGCUGGGGAUAUUUUAAUCAUCAAUAAACGAAGCACUUUAUUCUAUA